AUGACAUCCGAUGCCAUAGAUCGACUAAAUCAGCCAGACGGUGGUGCUUCUGGCAUAGGAUGGCAACUCCUUCUCAGCUUGGGAGACCCUGCUAUAGGAGAAACCUCCAGCAGGAUCUCCCAAGCUGAGAAGUUCGACCGCAUUCGCGGUGAAAAGGAUCCAUCACAUAACGUUGAAGGCGUUGGAUUUGUCGAUUUGGAAGAAGUUAUUCGCAAAGAAUAUUCCUUCUAUAAGUUCGUCGUGGGCGACUUCAAUGCAAAAACGGGAUACCAGAAGAAGGAGAGCACAGGAUCGGGAGAUUUGGAUCAGGCCGGAUUAAGAAUGUUAACCGUCUUGUUGGGAUCUUAUCCGCCGGCACGACUUUCAUGGUAA
Strongylus vulgaris is the source of this 372-nucleotide messenger RNA. The record is from the annotation of a GenBank genome assembly. Lineage: Eukaryota; Metazoa; Nematoda; Chromadorea; Rhabditida; Strongylidae.